Molecule: messenger RNA, 1482 nt
Organism: Babjeviella inositovora NRRL Y-12698
Lineage: Eukaryota; Fungi; Ascomycota; Pichiomycetes; Serinales
Gene: OPY2
Product: Opy2p
Exons: 1
Coding region: 157-1329 (390 amino acids)
Source: RefSeq, a predicted model, not a curated record
UAGAUAUAUCCGGAUCUCAACGAACAUCCAAAACAUCCUACAUCGAGAUCCUACUUCAGACUGCACUUAGACUUCCUAACCAUCAAGGAUACCAUAUACCAGGCGCCUACACCGCUUGUACCCAGGAAACAGCAUAACCUGCCAACCGGUACCCAUAUGUCCCAGAUUUCCAUCCCCACAUACACAGCGACACCCGUUCAGUACCUCGUACGGCGGGCGUCGGAUGCUACGUGUAUAUCGUGUCCCUCGGAGGCGCCGACGUGCCCUCUGUGCUCCUCUGGCGAGUCGUGUGUCCAAAUCCCCCGGUCGUGUCUAGAGUGCGCGCUGCUGGUGUGCAAAUCUACCGCGUCCGAUCCCACGCUGCACAUGACCAACGUCGGCGCAAUCGUCGGGGGUGUGGUGGGCAGCUUGGCGGUGAUUGCGCUCCUCGCGUUCAUCUACUGGCGCUUCUUCUACAAGGUGAAGCGCAUUGAGAUCGAGGCCGAAGCCGAGGCCGACAAAGAGUUCUACGAUAACAUCCCCCCUGACGCGCACGAAGACGCUUCCACCGUGCAACCCAUGCCACGCCGCAACGGCCCCACUCGCGUCACUGGCCCCAACCUCGGGCGCCGCCUCUCACAGCAAACCACCACCUCCACCAUCAACACCCAGGCUUCCAACAUCAUUCCGAUUGCGUACAUUCCGGGUGUCACCAUCCGACAGAACGCCAAGCCAAAGCUGGUCUACUCCACGAUGGAUGGAGAGUCCAUGUUUUCCGACUGGAACACGCUCGAGGACGCCUCCAUUGUGGAACGCAAGGGCUCCACGUCGAGCAAAAAAAAGUUGCCCACAACCACUGCGAUCAAGGCGCAGCCACGUGUUGUGGACGUGCGCGAAAAACCCACACACGAACUGCCCGUGCGCGGCGCGUCCACCAAUACUAACAACGCCGCGUCGCGCUUGCAAAACGAGUUGAUCAUGGAGGAUGAUGAGGACAACGAGAGCUUGUCGCACAUCCAACAGCACGGCGACGACCCCUUUGUGCUCCACGAGGGCCCGGAAGAAUCUGAUGAUGACGACUCGGACGAUUCAGACCGCGAGGCGAUCGAGGCCGCCACUUCCGCUCACCACAGCCGCCCGCAGUCCAAGCCGUCGCAUGCGCCGUCAGCGCCGCCUUUUGCAGCUGCGGGUCCACCGCUGCGCAUGCUGAGCUUGUCGCGCGCAGAUGAGGUUUCGAUCGCAGACUCCGGCAGUUUUGUCAUGGAGUUUGGUGUGGAUAUCGACGAGCCGCGCAGCUUGGAUCCCAAAACCGAAAGGCUCAGUCCUUUUCACGACGACAGCCGUGAAUAGGGCGUGAAUCUAGGAGUUUGGUGGAUUACUACAAAUGCUAAGUACAUGAAGGGGUUUUUUAGGAAACAUGUUGAAAACGUAUGCUGAUCACAUGGUUGAAAACGGCUUUUUUGGUUCGAAACCUGAGUUUAAUAACCGGGAUACUAAGCUAAG